AUGAGGAGAGAUGAAACGGAGCCGUACAUUACGGUUCCUACCUUCUUCAAGUGUCCAAUAUCUCUCGACGUGAUGAAAUCUCCCGUUAGUCUCUGCACCGGCGUUACUUACGACCGUGCAAGCAUCCAGAGAUGGCUCGACGGAGGCAACAACACGUGUCCCGCCACUAUGCAGAUUCUCCGAACCAAGGAGUUCAUUCCCAACCUCACUCUUCAACGACUAAUCAAAUCCUGGUCAGAUUCAAUCGGCCGUUACUCCACCGCUUCUCCCGUGACUUCUCUAACGAUCCCCACGGUUGAAGAAGUGAACAAGUCGUUGAUGAAACUAACUCUCGAGAAGGACGACGAGACUCGUCUCGAGAAUCUCUCGAGAAUCGUUAAGGAUUCCGACGCGAACAGAGAGUUUCUCUCGGCGAGAAAGGAUCUAAUAACAAUGCUCGUCGAUAUCAUCUCCACGAGGAAGAAGAUGAAGCUAGUUUUUCUAGCGGUUAGGAUUUUGUAUAAUGUAACCAAGAGAGGGAGUGAUGGAGAUCUAAAACGGUUAUCGAAUCUAAUCUUAUCCAACGGUGGAGAUCAUUGCUUGACGGUUAUUCUCCUCGCGGUCCAGCGCGGGAAUCUCGAAUCGAAAAUCGAAUCCGUUAGGGUUUUAGAGAUUAUCGCCUCCUCCUUAGACACGCAAUCUAAGGUGUUAAUCGCAGAGCGCGACGAGAUUCUAACGGAGAUGAUCAAAUCAAUAAGUAAAGAGUCGGAUCCUUCUUUAAUCGAAGCGAGUCUAUCGUUCCUAAUCACGAUCGCGAAACCUAAACGAGUGAGAUCGAAACUAAUCGCCGCGAAAACGAUCGCGAAGAUCGGAGAGAUUCUCGUAACGGAGGAGAUGACGAGCGUCGCGGUGAGCGAGAAAGCGCUGAAACUGUUGGAGACUCUCUCGUCGAAGCGGGAAGGUAGAUCGGAGAUUUGCGGCGGUAGGUGCGUGGAAGGAGUGGUGAGGAAGCUGUUGAAGGUUUCGAUGACGGCGACGGAGCACGCCGUUACGAUUUUGUGGUGUCUUUGUUGUGUUUUUAGGGAGGAUGAGAGGGUUGUGGAGACGGUGGAGACGGUGGAGAGGAGUAACGGCGUGAGUAAGCUUUUGGUUGUGAUUCAGAGUAACUGCUCGCCGUUGGUGAGGCAAAUGGCGAAAGAUGUGAUUAAGGUUUUGAAGGUUAAGUCGUCUGCUUCCGGUUUGGUUGCUUACGAGACCAGGACUACUCAUAUUAUGCCAUUUUGAUUUUUACUGUUAUAAGAAAAAAUAUAUAAAAAUGUUAUCAAACUAUU
Messenger RNA from Eruca vesicaria subsp. sativa (arugula), 1310 nucleotides. The record is from the annotation of a GenBank genome assembly. NCBI's taxonomy places the organism in Eukaryota, Viridiplantae, Streptophyta, Magnoliopsida, Brassicales, Brassicaceae.